Bombus terrestris (buff-tailed bumblebee) is the source of this 8073-nucleotide messenger RNA. Its product is annotated as serine/threonine-protein kinase MARK2. Gene Ontology annotation, cellular component: cytoplasm. Bases 389 to 3826 code for a protein of 1145 amino acids. Gene Ontology annotation, biological process: intracellular signal transduction; microtubule cytoskeleton organization; protein phosphorylation. The record is from RefSeq and is a predicted model, not a curated record. Gene Ontology annotation, molecular function: protein serine/threonine kinase activity; tau-protein kinase activity; ATP binding. Lineage: Eukaryota; Metazoa; Arthropoda; Insecta; Hymenoptera; Apidae. The transcript has 17 exons.
AGAGGGUGCAUCGUCGAAGCGUUGGAGGGUUUGAGGCAGUGAAACUGGCUGGCCUACAAUGUCCGCUAGUAUGCGGAGCACUUUGCAAACCGUUCCAGAAUCAGUGCCGGCCGACCACGUCACAAACUCCAAAAGAACGCGACCUGCCAAGCUGCCUGUGGAAGCCGAUCCAUUCGGUCGAUGAAGGAUCCAUGUUGAAGAAUUACCGCUGGUGCUGCACGACGUUCGAACAUUUUCCCAAAGUUUGCUGACGACGCGUGGAAAACUAUCGAAUCCCGCCGAGUGUAUCUCUUCUUUCUCGCGACGAGAGAGAGAGAGAGAGAGAGAUAGAGAGAGAGAGAGAAAUAGAGAGAGCGUUCGAACGCGAUAACCUCUCCGUCGAUCGACCAUGGAAGGUCGAGAAAGUGUGUUCUCUCGAGCCCAACCGAGCAGAAGCUCGGUUCGAUCGCAAGGCGAGCGGCAGAGUCUCGAAACGCCGAACGUCGCGACGACGGAGAACAAGCAACGUCAAAUCGGUGGAUACCGAUCCGCGAACAGAGAACCGACGAGUCUCACCUCGGCCCCCGGAAGGUACGUGGCGACAACUCGUACACCGAUGGACAAUUUGAAGCAGUGGGAGUUGGUGGAGCACGAUCAUCGUCUCCAAGUGAUAGAAAAGGGAAGCAUGGCGAAUCCUUCGUCGAAGGGUGGUGUCGUCAAACGUUCUCCGAGUGUCGCUGGCAACGACGCGACAUCGAUCGCCGGUAAAAAGGCUGUCGCGAUCGAAACGAGCUUCGAGGAGAAAUUGAAGGCGUUCAAAAACUCGAACAUCGUUCAGCCUAUCGCGGUUCGUCCUCGAUGCGAUGACGAUCGUUCCGACAGCGACGCCAAGCUUCCGGUCAAACUCGAACUGAUCCUGAAACAGCGAAAAGGUUCGGGCGCAGAGAGUACGGAUAUGCUUCAACGAUUGGAGCAGCAGGUCAAGGCCAUCGAAAUGGACACUCUCGCAGCCAGAACGCGCCAGUUGGAGAUCAGCUCGGAUUUCGAGCCAGAAAUUCUAUACACGGACCUUCGAUACAGGGAACACGAGGAUCUACUUCGAAACGUGACGGAUGACGAAGCCGAGGGGGCCUCUCCGUUGCAUCGAGGAGACGCGACGAGGAACUCGACGGGUAACGCGGGUGUUACAACGAAGAAAGCCACGACGAAAUUAUCAAGGACAGCGUCGGACACGAGGCGAGCACAGGAAGCGGAAGUGCCCCUUCGAGCGCAGACUAGGAUGGUGCAGCAAGCGCGCGCGUUCGUCGCGGCACGGGCCAACAACAACGCGAAGAAAGAUCAACGGCAGCAACAACGGCGACAAACCAAUGCGGUUAACAACGCGAUCAAACCGUCGUCAGACAUCAUGCAGAAGAGUGGCAUAAAUGAGAAGGAGACAGGGGAUGGCGUGGGAGUGUCGAGUAGCGGUGGUCGACUCUCGUCUCGAAGUCGGACCUCGGAGGAGCCCCACAUCGGCAAGUACAAAUUACUCAAAACAAUCGGCAAGGGUAACUUUGCCAAGGUAAAGCUUGCCAAGCACGUGCCUACCGGGAAAGAAGUGGCUAUCAAAAUCAUCGACAAGACUCAAUUAAAUCCCGGUAGUCUUCAAAAGCUGUUCCGCGAAGUAAGAAUAAUGAAGAUGCUCGACCAUCCGAACAUAGUGAAGCUUUUCCAAGUGAUCGAGACCGAGAAAACAUUGUACCUGGUAAUGGAGUACGCUAGUGGUGGUGAAGUUUUCGAUUACUUGGUUUUGCACGGUCGAAUGAAGGAGAAGGAGGCUAGAGCAAAGUUCCGGCAGAUCGUCUCUGCCGUGCAAUACUGCCAUCAAAAGAAGAUCAUUCACAGGGACUUAAAGGCGGAAAACUUGCUACUCGACAGCGAGAUGAACAUCAAAAUCGCAGAUUUCGGUUUCAGCAAUGAAUUCACUCCGGGCAAUAAGUUGGAUACCUUCUGCGGUUCGCCUCCUUACGCAGCACCCGAACUUUUCCAGGGUAAAAAGUACGACGGGCCCGAAGUAGACGUUUGGUCGUUGGGAGUGAUAUUGUACACAUUAGUGUCUGGAUCGCUGCCCUUCGACGGUUCGACGCUGAGAGAACUGAGGGAACGAGUACUACGAGGAAAAUAUCGAAUACCGUUUUACAUGUCCACGGAUUGCGAAAACCUGUUGAAAAAGUUUUUGGUGCUCAACCCGACGAAACGGGCCUCCCUAGAGACUAUUAUGAAAGACAAAUGGAUGAAUAUGGGAUAUGACGACGAUGAAUUAAAACCGUACUUAGAACCUGAACCUGAUUAUAAAGACCACAAGAGGAUAGGUGAGUCUGCCAAGGCCCUGGCUAGUAUGGGGUACACGAGAAGCGAAAUAGAAGAUUCCUUAGGACAGGCAAAGUACGAUGACGUAUUCGCCACGUACUUACUCUUAGGAAGAAAGACAACCGAUCCUGAAUCCGACGGCUCGCGGUCAGGCAGUUCAUUGUCGCUGCGCAACAUUCCACCGCAAGCUGGUUCGGGAGGCGGCGGCGGCGGAGGAGGAGGUGGCGGAAGCGGUGGAGGCACAGGCGGCGCUGUGCAGAGUCCGUCGCAUAGAGGUGUUCAUAGAAGUAUUUCCGCUAGCAACCCAAAACCAAGUAGACGAGUCUCGUCCGGUCUUGAAACGCUUCGAGCAGCACCAAGUCCAGGAAACGCAACGAACCAUAAUCACGCGACUGCUACGACUGGUGGAACGGUGACUGGUGGCAGCGGUAGUAAUUUUAAGAGACAAAAUACCGUGGACGCGGCCACCAUCAAGGAGAAUACCGCUCGUGUUUCUGCGAGUCGACCUUCGGCUCCUAAAAACAGUCCUGGCCAAUUAGAUACUAUGACAAUGUUCAUUCUAGGCGUGGGUACAAGUCCCGGUGGUAGGGCAUGGGCAGGCAAGAGCAAUACGAUGAACGCAGGGGUAGGUGGUGGUCGGCCUCUUACCUCACCUGCCCCUGGUUCUGUUGGUCGACGUAGUACCAUCUCCUAUGAUCAAGCGAAAACGUCCUCCUCGUCUACAGAAAGAACCAACGACGCACCCAGCCUUGGCGAGGGCACUAGACCAACGCGGGGUCACACCAAGUCUGCGAGCAUCAGCGCAGGUCACCGUUCCUCGAGUGGCGUACCCCCCAGCGACCAUUCACUACUGGACCCUCAACCACGCAACGCCCACAACUCCUUACUCGCCACUGCUGACCCUCUUAGACAGAGUUUGGGUGUAUCUCCAAGCAAUAGACUGGCGACGCCUACAACACCGGCAUUUCCGAGAAAUGUCCCAAGCCGUAGUACGUUCCAUUCUGGCCAGAAUAGAGCUCAGCGAAAUCAUACUCAGGGUCAUACGCAUACACAGGACACAAAUGCAAUUAGUCCAUUAGCGAGACCGUCCUUCUUCUCCAAGUUAUCCUCGAGGUUCUCCAAACGCCCCAUGGACCCAUCCGUACCUCCCAAGCACCCAGUAGUGAGCGGAGCAACCACUAACGACGAGCAGGUUAAACCACGCAGUCUACGUUUCACUUGGAGUAUGAAAACUACGAGUAGUCGAGAUCCGAACGAAAUCAUGUCCGAAAUUCGAAAGGUGUUGGACGCCAAUAAGUGUCAGUACGAGCAACGCGAAAGGUUCCUGCUACUGUGCGCACAUGGAGACGCGGCUACAGAUAGCCAAGUACAGUGGGAGAUAGAAGUCUGUAAACUGCCACGACUUUCUCUGAACGGUGUACGGUUCAAACGGAUCUCAGGCACAUCGAUCGGCUUCAAAAACAUUGCUAGCAAAAUAGCGAACGAACUCAAGCUGUGACUGCCGACAACAGGCGCUCUAUCCACUCGCGCCAACCCAUAACGCUCUCGUGAUCGAUGACGCAGAUUCACGGUUACCGACGACUUUCAGUUUUCCUUCUUCUGGGACUUUAACCUCGUCGACGAUACCGAUACCGACACCGAUACCGAUACCGAUACCGACAUCGAUACCGAUACCGAUACCGAUACCGAUACCGAUACCGAUGUCGAUGCCGAUGCCGAUGCCGAUACCGACGCCGACGCCGACGCCGACGCCGACGCCGAUGCCGAUGCCGAUGCCGAUGCCGAUGCCGAUGCCGAUGCCGAUGCCGAUGCCGAUGCCGAUGCCGAUGCCGACGCCGACGCCGACGCCGAUACCGAUACCGAUACCGACACUGACAUCAACGUCCAUACCGAUACCAAUACCGAUAUUGAUUCCGAUUCUGAUUCCAGUUCUGGUUCCGGUUCUAACCCUCGUUCCGAAACCAAUAAUCGAGAAAUAUUCGUUUGAACGAUUGCCCGAAUUUUGUCCCAGUCGAACAACGAAAGUAACGUCGGCCGAAUCAAAUUCUCACACUGAUCAUCGAUCACCGAUCGUCGAUCAUCGAUCUAUCAACGCGUUACGUCGUCGUCCUGCUAUUUACUCGGAAGCCUCGAAGAUACUGUGAUCCGUGACCGUUGAACGCGCGCGUAUUCAAAUACUCCCGAGUGCCAAAACGAAAUGAAACAGUCGGUUCUUCGUGAAAUCGUUACUGCACGCGGACCGAUACAAUGACAGGAAGAUUGGGAGUGCGAGGAGAAUGGAGUGUUGCCGAUCAGACAACGAUGAACGAAAGAAUGCAAUGGCCACGGAAAUGGGAAAAGAGGCGAGGCGAAAGGAAGAAGGAAAAAGGAGAACAGAAAUGUCGAAUUAUCAUCGAACGCUACGAUCGCGGUAACACGAUUUUGACGUUCUUCUCGUUGGUAUACAAAGGAUAGUUCCUGACAACCUCGAUACCUCGAAGGUAUCGUACGCAUCGUCGUAUCGAUCGUUCGAGACAUGCUCGAUCAUGCACACGUCACACAGGAGCGGUCGCCGUCACGUUAGAACUUGAAACGCUACGCGUUUACAGUAUUAUAUAUUGAGAGUUAUUUUAUCGAUGUUACAACACUGUUUCCGGUGAAACUGAAAAAUUGCCGUUUUGCGUAACUCAGGCCAAUCUUAUAUUCGGUUACAUUCUACUUUUUUAGAAUUACACUCGAGCUUUCUUUAUUCUCGAAUUUCUUUUCUCUUGCCGCUAAAUAGUCAGGGCCGAAACUCGUUAAUGGAAAACAUAUUACGUUCUAUGUAAACUGUGCCUAACGACGCGUAUCGAUAGAAUUGACAAACUGUCUUCUCUGCGAACAAGGUAGGGAACAAGGGGAUGAAGAACCGCAUUUUUCGGAGAAAAACGAAUGUUCUAGAGCGAGACGUUCGAUCGAGCGCGCAUUGUGCAGAACAUCUACUACGUCGUGAGUCUUUCUUUUCGCAACGUUCACUUUUCGAAUUGUUUUAUAUGUGAAGAGCACUUAAGAAGACAAGCGGUCUCUUUGUACAUAAUCGAUCAAACUAUUCAAGUAAUCUGUAAAGGAAUACGUAGACUUUUACUCGUAACAAAAGCAUCUUUACACACUUGUCAUUCGUUGAAGGUUGAAGGUAUUUCAACCAUUUCGAAAUAUUACGCGAGUGUAUCAACACGUCCGCGCCCAACCAUUUAUCCUUUCAAAUAUUUUUACAACACCUUACUUUUUUAUCUAUAUCGUAAGUUUAAAAACUAUGCAACAUUGUAGGCAUCAGCCAAAUUAAUUAAUUAACUCGUUAUUAUUACUAUUAUUAUUAUUAUUAUUAUUAUUAUUAUUAUUAUUAUUAUUAUUAUUAUUAUUAUUGUUAUUAUACAUAUUUUUAUUUUUAUUUUUAUCAAUAAUGUACCAAUAAUAUUACGACACAAUGUUAAACGUGUCGGAACGAGAUAGAGAAAGAGGAGCUACUAAUUAUCGUAACUUAAGGAUUAUUAUUGAUCGAAUCCACUCGUAUAUAUCUCGCGCGAGUAACGAUGCAAGUAAGUACUUUGCUCCGAAGCGAUUCCGGGAUAUACCUAGCAAAUAUGCACGCGCGCACGACAUCGUCGAUAACGAGAUCUGUUAUUUCUACGAAGGAUACUAUGUAAGAUUAUAUUUAAGUAUUGUAAUUGGCUAUAUACUAUUACGCUAUUUAACCUUUUAUUCGCAGAUGUAUUCGCGGUUGAAUGAACUUAAAUUAGGAAUUAUUGUAAAUGUAGAGGCGUCUAGAGAGACUUGGUGUAUAUACAUAAUAUAAUAUACGAAGGUACUAAAUUAACCAAAUAAAUGAAGCCUCAUACACUAUGAAUGCAAAUAAGAAAUUUAAAAAAACGGCGAAAAAAGGGAAGGAAAAAGAGAGAAAGGAAUAGCGGAGCGGAAAGAGGAAGAGGAGGAGGCAAGGGAAAGAGAAGAAAAGACAAGAAGAAUAGUGGAAACAAAGCAAGGAGAACGAAAGAGAGAAAGUUCGAGACUCGAGUAUCGCGCAAUCUUUUUAUAUUUGCCUAAGAUUGAUCGUCUACAUUACACAACAGGCAAUGACUAAUUUAUUUAAAUAAAUACAAAACUCGAAUGAUUUUUUCACGUUUCUAACACGCGUUAAAAAAAAAACCACACGAACGUGCCUCCAAACGUCGAGCAAAAUCUUCGUUUUCAAUUCGAUGAAAACUCUUCAUUGUUCAGCGCAUGUUUCUCCGGUGCAUGGUUCUUUCGAGUCGCCGGAAACGACCGAUAACGACCAAGUAUUAUUAUCAACGAUCUGUGACAAUGUCGUUCUCGCGUUCGUAGAACGAAUUCGCGAAAACUCAGUUUUCGAUCUACGAUUAACUACUGUGCGUAUAGCGUUUAAGUGUAACUUCAUCAAUAUCUUUUCCUUUUAUGACCCAAAUAAGUUGCAAGCAAAUCGUCUUUCGACUAGUCUUCGAUGAAGCUUCGUAUUUCGAAGUGUUAUUCGUAUCGAGCCUCUCGAUACGAAUAAUUAUGCUAUGUCGGACACGAUUUUCGACGAAUGAUAUGUAAUACAGCGAACGGAAGAUCCUUGUGACACAAGUCGAAUCGCUGUCCGAAUUUCCGAUCCGUAAACUCUCCCUUUGUCGAUUCCUUUACGUAUAAAAAAGAAAAGAAAGCAAGAGAAAAGAAAUGGACGUGAAAACAGAAGGAACAGAUAAAAAGGAAGGAAGGAGAAGAAGUUUGAAGCAAUGGCAGACAUGGAGAAGUAGAGAAGGAAGUAGUAAACGAAAAAAGGGAAAAAAAAGAAUGUAGAAUCUGUUCGCAAUGAUCACGCGUGUCAAUGAAACAGCACUGUGUAUAAUUCCAGAUGCAAUCGUCGUUGUGCAAAAAAGACACGAUACUGUAGAAAACUGUAUCUUUACCAUAGCAAUUAUGAAUUAAUGUUACAAAAUAAGAUCCUUCGGUAGCGUUAAUGAUAUAUCCCUGUAAGAUGCAAGUAGGCGCGAAAACGGUAUUCCACUGUAACGAAAUAAAUACACAUUCGUUCGUUCGUUCGUUCGUUCGUUCGUCCGUUCGUUCGUCCGUUCGUUCGUCCGUUCGUUCGUCCGUUCGUUCGUCCGUUCGUUCGUCCGUUCGUCCGUUCGUUCGUCCGUUCGUUCGUCCGUUCGUUCGUUCGUUCAUUCGCUCGCUCGCUCGCCGCUCGCCAUUCGCUUGCUUCGUCAAAUAAAUAUGUAAAUUGAUGAUCGAUGCUUAAAGAGAAGAACUCGAGUUUAAGAGGAAUACUAGUGGACAAGUAAAUCGUAAGAUGGAAAAGCUGAACGGAUGACACACCAGCGCAGCGAUUCGAAACGGCGAGCGCAUGGUUCGCUCGUGUCGCGCGUUUACCCUCAUCGCGCUGCACCGCGAAACAAAAAGCUUUUGUGAUUUUUCUAUUAUGUAAGUAGUAAAACGAUAGAGGGAGAAACGAAUACCGAAUCUGAUCCGGUCCGAUCCGGUUCGAUUCGAUUUGAUUUGGUUUGAUUCGAUACGGUUCGGUUCGGUUCGUCAUCCAUCCAGUGACAUCACUUCGCCCUGCACGCACACAUAUAUACACACACCUACACAACACACGGUCAAACAUAUGCGACAUACACGUAACAAUUUGUAGAUAGGUACGUACAUACAGCUUUGCUAAGUGUUUUCUGGUGAUCGGUAUUUAGCCAACAAAAUGUAGCAGAAACAUUUAUAAUAAAAUGGUAACACACA